Galeopterus variegatus (Sunda flying lemur) is the source of this 2180-nucleotide messenger RNA. Its product is annotated as late secretory pathway protein AVL9 homolog. Lineage: Eukaryota; Metazoa; Chordata; Mammalia; Dermoptera; Cynocephalidae. The transcript has 16 exons. Gene Ontology annotation, cellular component: cytoplasm. The record is from RefSeq and is a predicted model, not a curated record. Bases 1 to 1902 code for a protein of 633 amino acids.
AUGAAUGCUGCUGCGAACAUUGAAUAUUUUUGUACGUAUCUGUGUGAAUAUGUUGAAUUCUCUUACCCGCCCCUGAUUCCAGGAGAUGGACAUGACAGCCACACUUUACCUGAAGAAUGGAAAUACUUGCCCUUCCUUGCUUUGCCAGAUGGUGCACACAACUACCAAGAAGAUACUGUGUUUUUUCACUUGCCACCCAGAAAUGGAAAUGGAGCCACAGUAUAUGGUAUCUCUUGCUAUCGACAAAUUGAAGCCAAGGCAUUGAAAGUAAGGCAAGCAGAUAUUACCAGAGAGACUGUUCAGAAAAGUGUCUGUGUCCUAAGCAAACUGCCUCUCUAUGGUUUACUUCAAGCAAAACUUCAGCUCAUUACACAUGCAUAUUUUGAAGAGAAGGAUUUUUCCCAAAUUUCCAUUCUAAAGGAGCUUUAUGAACAUAUGAAUAAUUCCUUGGGAGGAACUUCAUUAGAAGGAUCUCAAGUAUAUCUCGGUCUGUCUCCUCGAGAUCUUGUCCUUCAUUUUCGACACAAGGUCUUAAUCCUGUUUAAACUAAUUCUUCUUGAAAAAAAGGUUCUUUUUUAUAUUUCUCCAGUGAAUAAACUGGUAGGUUCACUGAUGACUGUGUUAUCCCUUUUUCCAGGCAUGAUUGAACAUGGUCUCAGUGACUGUUCUCAGUACAGACCCCGAAAGAGUAUGACUGAAGAUGCUGGACUUCAGGAAAGCAAUCCUCCUGCAGAUAAUUUUGUUUGUGGGUCUACUUCUGACAUUUCAAAUACCAACUUGGGAACUGUCAAAACAAUCAUGGCAGGAAACCAUGGAGACGGUGCUGCCAUCAAGACUGAAGAGCAUUUGUUCCAAGAAGAUGACAGCAAAGGACAGGAACCAAAUAAUACCAAUCAAUAUUUGAAACUUCCAUCUCGCCCAUCUCCAGAGUCUUCAGAAAGUGACUGGGAGACCUUGGAUCCUAGUAUCUUAGAGGACCCCAACUUGAAAGAAAGAGAGCAGGUGGGAUCCGAUCAGACAAACUUAUUUCCAAAGGACUCUGUGCCCUCAGAUAGUCCUCCAAUUACUGUACAACCUCAAGCUCACAUUGGGCAGGUGGUCCUGAUACCAGGGCUCAUUUCAGGUUUGGAAGAAGACCAGUACGGCAUGCCCCUGGCCAUCUUCACAAAGGGAUAUCUGUGUUUGCCUUACAUGGCAUUGCAGCAGCAUCAUCUUCUCUCUGAUGUCGCCAUUCGGGGAUUUGUUGCUGGAGCUACUAACAUCCUUUUUCGACAACAGAAACACCUCAGUGAUGCCAUUGUGGAAGUAGAAGAAGCUCUGAUCCAGAUCCAUGAUCCAGAACUCAGGAAGCUGCUUAAUCCAACCACUGCAGACCUAAGGUUCGCAGAUUACCUAGUGAGGCACGUGACUGAGAACCGGGAUGACGUCUUCCUGGAUGGCACAGGCUGGGAGGGAGGUGAUGAAUGGAUUCGGGCCCAGUUUGUAGUCUACAUCCAUGCCCUGCUGGCUGCCACGCUGCAGUUAGAUAAUGAAAAGAUAUUAUCAGACUACGGGACCACUUUUGUUACAGCAUGGAAGAAUACUCACAACUACAGGGUGUGGAACAGCAACAAGCAUCCAGCACUUGCAGAAAUAAAUCCAAACCAUCCAUUUCAAGGACAGUACUCAGUGUCAGACAUGAAGUUAAGAUUCUCACAUUCUGUUCAGAAUAGUGAACGUGGCAAAAAGAUUGGAAACGUCAUGGUCACAACCAGUCGGAAUGUUGUACAAACAGGAAAAGCUGUUGGCCAAUCAGUUGGAGGAGCUUUUUCCAGUGCAAAGACAGCUAUGUCUUCAUGGCUUUCUACUUUCACCAAUUCCACCCCACAAAGUCUCACUGAGCCACCCGAUGGGAAGCCCUGAGCAGGUCAUCAAAGGUUGCUCUUGCUUUCUUAGGUUUAUGUGUUCCUUGUCCAUCUGCUGCUCCCAGACUGUUCUUCAUCAUCAGCCACAGGUCCACAGCAGGGGAUUGAUACUUCAAACUGUUUACAUGGACAGUUGCCUUUUAUCUAAAUGAAUGUUGCAGGAUGCUGAAAAGAUGAAAUCACAGCCAUAGCAGGGAUGGCUUUCCAGGUUGGGGUUUAAAUCGACUACUUUUAUUUCAGCCUGAGCCUGAUUAAAACACACAAUGAACCUUCUAA